AUGAGCCCCACCCUCAACGUUGAGUGCACGCAAUGCGUGCAGUUGUGGCGCGGAGCGGCCGGCGGGCGAAGCGGCGCGACGGCGAAGACGUGUGACCACGGGGCGACGACCUGUCGAGGGGAUGCCUGCUUUAUGCGACAAUGUAAGCACUGCCCGGUCUAUCAAUUCUUCAUGGGAUGCGUCCACCUUACGCCAUGGCAGAUUGCCGAUUUGCAGGCAACCCGAAAGGCAUCCGAUCUGUUGUACCACCGUGUCGGCGCCUCAAUCAUGUGCGAGGAUCAAUUCAACCAAACUACCUGUAUUUGUAAUAGAAGAGACAAAUGCAACAGUCUACACACCCGAACCCCUCACAACACAUACUCGGAGGGGCUCUUCACCGGCAUCAUCAACUUUGACCAUGCUAUCGCCAAGAUUGACCCAAGAUACAUGGAGGUGAUCACCGGCUACCAGCAGCGGUUCCAGUAUUCGAAUCCCUCUGCUGCCACCUCAUUUUUGACCGUGAUCACCGUGCUGAUAUUUCUUUGUGCGACUCGA
Molecule: messenger RNA, 534 nt
Organism: Mesorhabditis spiculigera
Lineage: Eukaryota; Metazoa; Nematoda; Chromadorea; Rhabditida; Rhabditidae
Source: the annotation of a GenBank genome assembly